GUCCACCUUGUUAUUGUCUUUAUUUGAUGAUAAAAAUUCAGGUGCUCUCUUUUCUUCUCUUCUUUCUCAGCAAACCAUACCAAAAGCAAGAAAAACAGAGCGUCUGCCAUUGAUAACUUCGCUUACUCAUUGCCUUUGCCAACUCCUUUGCAAGUAUAAAUCUUCUACAUUGCUUCAUUCUUGGUUAUAUUCUGGCUUGUUCUAAUUUCUUUUGCUCUCUUUUCUUGGGUUGUUCUUGGAUUUUUUAAUAACUUUGUCAUUUCAUUGAUAUUGUUUGAAAGAGAGAUAUAAGCUGGGUUUUUCUUUGAAAGUUUUGAUUUUGAUUUUUUUUUUUUUGGAGAUUGAUGUUGUUAUAGAAAGAUGAGAAAUGAAUUUUCUUGAUUUUUUUCCCUUAUAACAUUGUUUUCAGCUUUAUCCAUGUUAACUCUUAAAAUGCGCAUAUCUUUGCGUAUGUGGAUUACGUGUUAUGUUAAUGUUUUUGUUUUUACAGGCAGAAAAUAGCAAGUGUUUCAAUUUGAUCAACUGGACAGUUAUGGAGCCAGUUGACAUGGAGAUGGACAUUACCCAACAACUCUCUGCUGAUCCUCUCCCAUUUGCCAGAAGUUAUCAGCUUGAAGCAUUAGAGAAAGCUAUUGAGCAAAACACAAUAACAUACUUAGAAACUGGCUCCGGGAAGACACUGAUAGCCAUCAUGCUUCUCCGCAGCUGUGCGUACCUUAUUCGCAAGCCUUCACCUUUUUACGCAGUCUUCCUGGUUCCCCAGGUUGUCCUUGUUAAACAACAAGCUGAUGCCAUGGAAAUGCAUACGGACUUGAAGGUGGGUAAGUAUUGGGGAGAUAUGGGUGUCGACUUUUGGGAUGGUGCGAAAUGGAAGCAAGAAAUUGAGAAAUAUGAGGUUCUUGUGAUGACACCUCAAAUUUUACUUAAUGGAUUGAGGCAUAGCUUUUUCAAGAUAAACAUGAUAAAGGUUCUGAUAAUUGAUGAAUGCCAUCAUGCCAGAGGAAAACACCCCUAUGCUUCUAUUAUGAGAGAAUUUUAUCAUCAUGAAUCAGAAGCUGGUAUAUCUAAUCUUCCUAGGAUAUUUGGGAUGACUGCUUCCCCUAUAAAGUCUAAAGGGCCAAACUCAACUGAUAGCUAUUGGCAGAAGAUCCAUGAACUGGAGACCAUUAUGAGUUCAAAGGUGUAUACAUGCAUUAGUGAAUCUGCGCUUGCUCAGUUUGUUCCAUUUUCAACUCCAAAGUUCAAGUUUUACCAGCACAUGAAAAUACCAAAUGUUUUAUAUGCACACUUGGUAGAGGAAUUGAAUGCUUUGAAAGUAAAGCAUGAAUGUUCAUUGGGCAGUUUGGGUCUUGAAGCUUCUGCAGCAGAAUCUACAAGAAAGAAAAUAUCAAAGAUACAUUCAGCUUUAAUACAUUGUUUAGACGAGCUUGGUGUCUGGUUGGCUUUGAAGGCUGCAGAGUACUUUUCAUGUUAUGAAAGUGACAUUCUUCUGUGGGGGAAAUUGGAUGUGUUUGCUGAGAAAAUUGUAAGGAACUACAGUUUGGAUGCUUUCCAUGCAUUUGAAACAUGCAUACCAUCUGGUCCAGAUUGGACCAUUGCUAAUAAUGUUAAAGCCAGUGUGGAUGCUGGGCUACUUACCACAAAAAUUUUCUGCCUCAUUGAAUCUCUUUUUGAAUACAGGUUAUUGAAGGAUAUAAGGUGCAUAAUUUUUGUGCAAAGGGUUAUUACAGCCAUUGUGCUUCAAUCACUAUUCAGUGAACUGCUUCCAAUGCAUAAUAGCUGGAAGACCAAAUACAUUGCAGGAAAUAACUCUGGAUUGCAGAAACAGACAAGGAAGAAACAAAAUGAAAUUGUAGAAGAAUUCCGCAAAGGCGUGGUUAACAUAAUUGUUGCAACUUCAAUUCUUGAGGAAGGCUUAGAUGUUCAGUCAUGCAACUUGGUUAUCAGAUUUGAUCCUUCUGCAACAGUUUGCAGUUUCAUACAGUCACGAGGUCGUGCAAGAAUGCAGAAUUCAGAUUAUUUGUUAAUGGUGAAUAGCGGGGAUUCUUCUACGCAUUCUCGACUGAAGAACUAUCUUACUAGUGGAGAGAUAAUGAGAAAAGAAUCUUUAUGCCAUGCUCUCUAUCCAUGUUCUCCUCUUAGAAAUGACUUAAAUGAUGAAGAGGUCUAUCGUGUUGCAAGCACUGGGGCAUGUAUGACUCUUAGUUCUAGUGUUGGUUUGAUAUACUUCUAUUGCUCACGUCUCCCUGCAGAUGGGUAUUUUAAACCUACUCCAAGGUGUGUCACAGACAAGGAAAUGGGGAUUUGCACCCUCCAUCUACCCAAGAGUUCCCCUAUACGAACUGUUUGUAUCCAGGGAAAUAUUAAAAACCUAAAGCAAAAGGCAUGCUUUGAAGCGUGCAAGCAACUCCAUGAAAUUGGGGCUUUAACAGAUGACCUUGUUCCUGACAUUGUUGUGGAAGAAACUCAUGCAGAAGAAAUUGGGAGGGAACCCUAUAAUGAUGAUCAACCGAUUUUCUUUCCACCAGAACUAGUGAAUCAGUGUUUGCAGGAGUCCAUGACAAAGUACUACUGCUACUUAAUGGAGUUGAAGCUGAACUUUGAUUAUGAGUUUCCUGUUCAUAACAUCAUGCUUCUUGUGAGGAGUCAGCUUGAAAUGGAUGACAUAAGUGUGGGUAUGGAAUUGGAAGUUGAUAGGGGUAUUUUGACGGUUAACUUGAAAUAUGUUGGAACGAUAUGUCUUAAUUCUGACCAGGUUACCUUGUGUAGAAGGUUUCAGAUUGCUCUUUUCCGAGUUCUUAUGGAUCGUAAAGCAGAAAAUUUGAAAGAGGUGUUAGGUGACCUUAGAUCAGGGAAUAAUUCCCACAUUGAUUAUCUUCUUCUCCCAUCAACUUACUCAGGCCAGAAUCCUGUGAUUGAUUGGUUAUCAGUUUCUUCCAUCUCAUUUUCUUAUGAGAAGGUCUGGAAGGGUCAUGUUAACUGUAAUGGUGCUAUAAUACAGACCAAAAGUGGUAUGUUAUGCACUUGCAUGAUUCAAAAUUCAUUGGUCUGUACUCCUCACAGUGGUCGUGCCUAUAUUAUCAAUGGUUUUUUACAAAAUUUAAAUGCAAAAUCACUUUUGAAGAUGAGAGAUGGACGUGUAAUGACCUACAAGGAGUAUUAUGAACAUCGCCAUGGUAUCCAAUUAUGUUUUAGUCAAGUAUCUUUCCUUGCUGGGCGACAUAUUUUCCCUGUGCACAAUUACCUUCAUAGGUGCAGAAGACAGAAAGAGAAAGAAUCAAGUAAUGCAUGUGUAGAAUUGCCUCCUGAGCUUUGUGUUGUCAUUAUGUCUCCCAUAUCAAUUAGAACAUUUUAUUCUUUCACAUUUGUUCCAUCAAUCAUGCAUCGACUCGAGUCUUUGCUCCUUGCUACCAACUUGAAAAAGAUGCAUAUGGAUCAUUGUGUGCAAAAUGUUACUAUUCCAACCAUAAAGGUUUUGGAGGCAAUCACCACCAAAAAUUGCCAAGAAAAUUUUCAUUUGGAAUCACUGGAGACUCUUGGCGACUCAUUUCUUAAGUAUGCUGUUUGCCAACAGCUAUUUAAAAAAAAUCAAAAUCAUCAUGAGGGCCUUCUUAGUAUUAGGAAGGAAAAAAUUAUUUCAAAUGCAGCUCUUUGCAAGCUAGGAUGCGACAAGAAACUUCCGGGAUUUAUCCGUGAUGAGCCUUUUGAUCCCAAAAGUUGGAUGAUUCCUGGUUAUAAUUCUGGAAGUUAUGCAUUAAAUGAGGAGACACUGUGUAAUACAAGAAAAAUAUAUGUUAGUGGAAGAAGGAAGGUAAAGAGUAAGAAGGUUGCUGAUGUUGUUGAGGCACUGAUCGGUGCAUACCUUAGCACAGGAGGUGAAGCAGCUGGGGUAUUAUUUAUGAAUUGGAUUGGUAUAGAUGUUGAUUUCACAAAUAUACCAUAUGAAAGACAUUUCAAAGUGCAGGCAGAAAGGCUUGUUAAUGUCCAGCAUUUAGAGUCCCUUCUCAACUAUUCAUUCCAGGACCCUUCUCUGUUGGUGGAAGCACUAACCCAUGGUUCUUACAUGCUUGCUGAAAUUCCAGGAUGUUAUCAGCGGCUGGAAUUUCUAGGGGACUCCGUUUUAGAUUAUCUUAUAACUCUGCAUUUAUACAAUAAAUAUCCUGGGAUCUCUCCAGGGUUAUUAACCGAUCUGAGGUCAGCGUCUGUUAACAACAAUUGCUACGCACUCUCAGUUGUCAAGGCUGGAUUGCAUAAGUACAUACUCCAAAGUUCACAGAAGCUUUACAACCAUAUAGCAGAAACUGUUAAAAGUUUUAAGGGAUUAUCCUUGGAACAUACUUUCGGAUGGGAAUCUGAGAAGUCUUUCCCCAAGGUACUUGGGGAUGUGGUGGAGUCGCUUGCUGGGGCCAUAUUUGUUGAUUCAGGAUACAAUAAGGACACUGUAUUCCAGAGUAUAAGGCCAUUGUUGGAGCCGAUGAUUACUCCGGAGACUUUGACGGUUCACCCUGUGAAAGAGUUAAAUGAACUGUGUCAAAAGGAGCAUUUUGAACUAAGAAAACCCAUUGUUUUAAGUGACAAUGGUGUAGCUUCUAUUACAAUAGAGGUUGAAGCAAACGGUAAGGUAUUCAAGCACACAUCAACGGCUUAUGACAAGAAGAUGGCUAAAAAACUGGCUUCCAAACAAGUUUUGAAGUGCCUAAAGGAAGCCAAUUUGAGGUAGAUUUUGCAUUUGGCCUGCCAAGAGUUGAGAUGCUCUUCACUUUAUACAUGCACAUAUAAGACUAUUACUAAAACUGUUGCGACUGAGCAUUUGGUAUAAUGAUAAAUAUUAAAAAAAUCCAAAUUUUGAGUCCCUCUUCCUCAAAAGUUGUACCUGAUAAAAAAAAACCCCAACUUAAUUUUUUUUAAAGCAUUGUGGAAUAUAGAUUUGUUUGUGAUAUUAAUCUUGUAUAAUGUAAAUUCCCAUGAAAUUCUUGUAAAAACAAUUCUUACU
Messenger RNA from Durio zibethinus, 4993 nucleotides. The record is from RefSeq and is a predicted model, not a curated record. Lineage: Eukaryota; Viridiplantae; Streptophyta; Magnoliopsida; Malvales; Malvaceae.